UAAAAUGAUGAUUGAUGUGCGUUUGUGUGUGUAUCAAUUACACGCAUAAAUUUUCCAAAAUUCAACUGGAAACCAAUGAAUAUGGAUAGAAAUUCAUACCCUUAUUUGAAUUAUUUAUUUUCUAAUAAUAAAUCUACCGGUAGCGGUAGUACACCAUAUCAUUCAUUUGUAAGUUAUUAUUGUCCAACAUCAAUGCCAAAUCCAUUAAAUAACAAUAGUGGUGGUGGUGGUGCUGGUGGUGGGGCAGGAAACGGAAACCAUAAUCUAUUACAUCAUCAACAAAAUAAUAGUACAAAUUGUCCAUCAAAUACCUCAUCACCAUCAUCGAUGAAUCGACGAUCAACAUCAAAAAAUCCACAUGGAUCAAAUUAUCAUAGGCCAUCAUUAUCAUAUAGAAGACCAAUUUACAGUAUAGCCAAUCCAAAUUAUUCUCCAUAUCGUUCUGGUCUACAGCCACCACCACCAUUACAGUCAUCAAAUUCUCAUCUAAAACUAUAUCCAGCACAUAAUUAUCCAAGAUAUUAUUCAACAUCCUAUCCAUAUUGUUUGUCAUCGUUAUCGUCAUCAUCAUUACCAUUGCAAUCAUCAUUUCAUGCAUUCAAUUCAAGUGUCAAAUUACAGCAGCUCGGUAAUCGAUUACAAUCAUGGAAAACGGCAUCAAUUGGAAUAUCUUUUCUGGUAUUAUUGUUGCUCAUCUGUAAACUACAUGAUGUUGAUCGUGAAAUCAAUUAUCUACAUUAUAUAUCCAAUGAAUGGCUAUCACAGCAAGCAGUCAAUCAUCAGUUAUUAUCAUCAUCAUCAUCUGCUGCUGUUAUUGAUGCAGAACCAUCAAAACGAAGAAUGGAUAGCCGUCCAUUAGAUGGUCAUCACGAUAAUGAUGAUGGUUACAAUAAUAAUCUAUAUUCAUUGAUAUUGAACACAACAAAAACUGCCAAAAAUACCACUAUCAUUACCACCAAUACUAAAGACAAUUAUUCAAAUGAAAUUUUUGAUGAAGAAAAAAGUUUAGAUCAAGAAAAAGAUCUAUUCAAUGAUUUAUCAUCGUUCACCAAUUAUCGAUUACGGCCAAUUUCAUCACCAAUUAUUGCCAAAAGAAAAUCACAACCAUUAGAGAAUAAUCAAAAAUUAGCUAGUCGUCAUCAUCAACCAACAAACAAACCGAAAUCAUCAACAUCUAUUGUUGAUGAUGGAUCUUCUACAAAUUUACAUCAUAAUCAACAGUUAAAAACUCAACCAAUUACCAAUCAUAAACAAAAUCGAUUAUCACCAGUUAAAAAUAUAAUAAUUCAUCAUGAUGAUCAUAAAAAUAAUGUUGAUGAACCUCAGGAAUUUGCCGCAAGUAAUCAUGAUGUAAUCGAAUUGGCAAAUAUAAUUUCAAUCAUCACUUAUCUAAAAGAAGAUGUUGAUGUUUUGAUGAGUGAAUUGAUGGCAUCACGGACAACAUUAUUAUUGAGCCUAGUGUUUGUUUUGGUCUACAUAUUAAGUUGGUGUUGGAUGGCCUAUGCUAUUCGAGCAACAAACACACCGCAAGAUAUAUCAUUGAAAACGGUACUUUUGUUGGCCAUAUUUGCUGCUGUUGAUAUUGCUGCCAGUGCUGGUUUUGUUAUGGUUCGAAUCAUAAUGUAUUUGAUGCGUGAUCAUUAUUUUCCUCGUGACAUGCGGAUACCUAUACAUUCAUUGGAAUAUAAUCAAUUACCGGCUCAUGUUGCACUUCGUUUAGCCAGUAUGAAGUCGAGUACGGGUGUUAUCGAUAUAUUUGUUUCUGUGAUUGUAACAUUUUUAACCUCGUUACGUGUAUAUUCGGUCAUUUGUGCCGUAUCAUUUUAUCGAAGAGCACGUAAAGAAUUAUUAAGUGUAAAAAAUUUCGAAUACAUGAUCGAAAGGCCAUCAACAUCUCGUUUUCCAUCGAUGAUCGGUAAUUCAUCGGCACAUUAUCAUAGAGGUUCGAUGAUGGCAGCUGCGCCUGUUUCGAAUUCAAAAUCAAGUCCAACCAAUAGUAAUGGCAUUAAUGGGAAACUUGAUUCAGGUGAUCUAGGACAAAGUGGUUACCUACCUAAAAUAAGGCUAUUAAGUGCACAUAAAGAUCUUGAAAGAAGAUUUUCCAUUAAUAAUGGUCGUAAUGUCAAUCAUCAUGAUGUUAAUGUAAUAAAUUCAUCUAGCGACAAUAAUUCUACAGAUGUUUCAUCUGCUGAUGAUGAUCCAUCAUUAGAAUUGAAAAUACAAGCAGCCGAUAUGCCUACAUCAAUACAAAAAUCAGCAAUGCAAUCAACAAUACAUGCAUUACGUACAUAUACAACCGAAAAACAUAUAGCCGAAAGUAUUAAACAAAAUUUUGAUCAACUUUAUGAGCCCACAUGGCAUUGUAUUGUGGGGCGAAAUUGGGGUUCCUGUGUAACUCAUACCAAGUCAAAUUAUAUCCGAAUGUUGUACAAAGAUUUAACCAUUCUUCUAUAUAAAUCAUCUUGAUUAUAAGUCAAAUAAGAAUGGCGCGUGAAAUCGAUGGGCUUUUAUUCAAACCUUUUUUUAUUUGUUAUAUUUUUUCAUUUAUUUAUUACUUUUUUUCAUUCUACUGUGCCGAAUUUUUUUU
This is a messenger RNA of Dermatophagoides pteronyssinus (European house dust mite), 2587 nucleotides long. RefSeq lists its product as uncharacterized. The record is from RefSeq and is a predicted model, not a curated record. Lineage: Eukaryota; Metazoa; Arthropoda; Arachnida; Sarcoptiformes; Pyroglyphidae. Gene Ontology annotation, molecular function: dynein intermediate chain binding. Gene Ontology annotation, cellular component: cytoplasmic dynein complex. Gene Ontology annotation, biological process: microtubule-based process.